GGCGCGACGCGCGAUGACGUCGUCGUCGUCGUCGACGCUCGCCGCGCUCGUCGCGACGUGCGGCGUCGAAGCCGACGGCCGGUCGUCGAUCAGGGUGUACGACCCCGAGGCGGGACGCGCGACGCUCGCGGCGUCGCGCGCGCUCGAACGACGCGCCGAGGGCGACGCGCGAUGCGUCGCGUGGUCGCCCUCGAACGGGGCGCUGUGCGCGGGGACGACCGAGGCGGGGUGCGUGCUGAUGAAACCCGACCUGAGCGAUCUCGGACGAGUGCCCGAACGCGCGGUGGCGGGCGAGGGAGAGGUGCACGCGGUGGACUUCUCCGCGGGGUCGCGAUACUUGGUCGCUGGCGGGACGGGAGAGGCUCGGGUGUGGGAUUUGAAGCGGAAACGCGAACAUCGCGUGUUCUCGGGACACACGGGUGGGGUGGCGACGGUGAAAUAUGGCAUGUUCGGCCGAGUGGUCGGGAGCGGAGGACACGAUGGGACGGUGCUCGUGCGGGACGUCGAGAGCGGGGCGACCAAGGCGAAACUGUCGCCGCCGACGCUGAGCGGAGUGACCUCGAUAGAUUUCUCCGAGUACUCGCCCCAACACUUGGUGUCGGCGUGUGCGGAUGGCACGGUCAGACUGUGGGACGCCGAAGUCGGCGAGCUGCAGUCGACGCUCACGGUUCGAGGGUCUGAGUGUUAUCAAGUUGAAUUUUCACCCGUGGCUCCGGGCUUGGUCGGAUACGUCAAGAGCGAUGGGAGAGUGGUGCUUCAAGACGUCGCCUCUCCGACGCCGUCAGGCGCGUUGACAUUUCGAUCGACGCAAGUGACGUGCAUGGCUUGGCAUUAUUCGGGCUUCGGGCUCGUAGUGGGGACGUCAAACGGUGUCGUGACUUGGCUGGACACGCGAAAGAUUAGCGGCGGCGCCGACAUCGCCACGUGCAAAAUCUACGACGUCAAGGCGCACGAAGGUGCGGUGAAUUCGCUCAGUUGGCAAAAGCCCGUUCCGCACUCGUUUCAAGUCGAAAGCACGCCCGCGCGUGGAGACAACCUGCCGGAUUCUCCCAUGACGCCCGUCGCGGAAAAGUCCAAUCGCUUGCUCCACGGUCAACGCGCGCACACACCGCCAGCCGCGGCGUUGGCGCGCGAGGAGUUGAAACUCGUCGGCACAAAUCCCAUCCCCACCACCGCGGACGUGUCAUCUUUGCUCGACGCCGCCGUGGAGAAGUUCGGCGGCGACCUCUCCGCUCGCGUUCGAGACGUCCAUCUCGAACUCUUGCGACAGCACCAACUUCAACAAGAGGAAACCGCGCGCAUGUUCGCCGACAUGCAGCACGCACAGCUGGAGAUGGCGGCCGAAAUAGCCGCUCUAAGAAUUGCAUUAGAAAAUAGCCGAUCAGCCUGA
This is a messenger RNA of Ostreococcus lucimarinus CCE9901, 1390 nucleotides long. RefSeq lists its product with no specific name. The transcript has a single exon. Gene Ontology annotation, molecular function: gamma-tubulin complex binding; protein binding. Bases 14 to 1390 code for a protein of 458 amino acids. The record is from RefSeq and is a predicted model, not a curated record. Lineage: Eukaryota; Viridiplantae; Chlorophyta; Mamiellophyceae; Mamiellales; Bathycoccaceae. Gene Ontology annotation, biological process: regulation of microtubule nucleation.